Acanthosepion pharaonis is the source of this 1050-nucleotide messenger RNA. Lineage: Eukaryota; Metazoa; Mollusca; Cephalopoda; Sepiida; Sepiidae. The record is from the annotation of a GenBank genome assembly.
AUGGCGCUGGCUGCUAUAAUUCGUGCAGCCAAUCGGCAAAAUAAAUCCCUUGAUUUGUCACGAAAGGAUUUGGAUCAAUGUCCGUCAUUGAUCGGACAGUUGACCAAAAUCGAAGAGAUUAAAUUAACGAAUAAUCGACUGACUGAUCUACCCAAAGAAAUGUGUCUCUUAAAUAAGUUACAACUGUUAAAUAUUGGUGGCAAUAAAUUUGCUGUUCUUCCCAUCAAUCUUCAACAUUUUACAAAUCUCAGGUCAUUAAUUGCUUACAACAACAGAAUCGAGAUUCUGCCUCCAAUUGUUUUAAACAGCUUGAAAAAUGUGACGCUCCUAAAUUUAAAUAAUAACAACUUGAAACAGAUUCCAGCUGAAAUAGGACGACUUAAAAAUCUUCAAAAUUUUAGUGUUGACCACAACCAACUUGAAGAACUUCCUUUUGAACUUUGUUAUUUAGAACGGCUGGAAAAUUUACAUUUGGGUUAUAACCAUUUGAUCUCUCUUCCUGAAGACCUGGGACAGCUUUGGAGACUGAAGCGACUAAUUCUUCAUAAAAAUUGCCUUCAAGAAUUACCAGCAAGUAUAACCAAUUGUGGCAAUUUAACUGUCCUGGAUGUUGCCUCAAAUGAAUUGCGAACAUUCCCACCCGAAUUUGAAACUUUACCUUUGAAGCAAUUCUAUUAUGAAUGCAACCCACUUCUGCAACUAAGACCAGUUUCUUCUGUACAAGAAGAGGAAGUUUUCGCCCUGAAAGAAACUGUUGCCAGAUACAUUAUGAAUCAGAUGAAAAAUAAUUAUCCAAAUCUUUGGCACAUGAUCAUCACAAAUCCAGAAAGCAGAACGAUCCUGAAUGAAGGCAGUCAGUGUGCAGUUUGUAAAAACUUUCUUCUCAACACAUGGUUAGAAUGUGUCAAAUUUGUGGCAACACCCCAAAAAGGUUUUAAGACAUCGUCAACCACAGAUCUGAUGCCUAUUAAUGCCAGACUUUGUUCUUACAAAUGUUUCAAUAAAAGACACAAUUUCUAUGGAAUUGCUUCCACCACAGAACCACAGUGA